This is a messenger RNA of Drosophila serrata, 1415 nucleotides long. RefSeq names its product paired box pox-neuro (gene Poxn). Gene Ontology annotation, biological process: regulation of transcription by RNA polymerase II; anatomical structure development. NCBI's taxonomy places the organism in Eukaryota, Metazoa, Arthropoda, Insecta, Diptera, Drosophilidae. Gene Ontology annotation, molecular function: DNA-binding transcription factor activity, RNA polymerase II-specific; RNA polymerase II cis-regulatory region sequence-specific DNA binding. The record is from RefSeq and is a predicted model, not a curated record.
CUGGACUGAAUUGAAUUGUUGAUCACAUUUCAGCCAUGCCGCAUACAGGACAAGCUGGUGUCAACCAAUUGGGUGGAGUUUUUGUGAACGGCCGUCCUCUCCCAGACUGCGUACGUCGCCGGAUCGUGGAUCUGGCCUUGUGCGGCGUGAGGCCUUGUGAUAUAUCCCGCCAGCUUCUGGUGUCCCAUGGUUGCGUAUCUAAAAUCCUGACGCGAUUCUAUGAGACGGGCUCCAUACGACCAGGUUCUAUAGGCGGCAGCAAGACCAAGCAAGUGGCCACGCCCACUGUGGUAAAGAAAAUCAUCCGGCUGAAGGAGGAGAACAGCGGCAUGUUCGCCUGGGAGAUCCGGGAGCAACUGCAGCAGCAGCGUGUCUGUGAUCCCAGUUCGGUGCCCUCAAUCAGUUCCAUCAACCGGAUCCUGCGCAACAGUGGUCUCUGGACGGAUGAGAUGACCUCCAGUCAGCAGAAUGCCGCAGCGGCAGCUGCAGCAGCAGCAACCGCGGCGGCUGCAGCGGCGUCUCAUCAUCAUCAAGCGGCGGCAGCGGGCAGCAACGGUCCAUCCAAUAAUGGCUAUGCCCCACAAGCUCCGCCUCCGCCUGUGACUUUGGCCACUCCAUCCACGCCGGUCGCCACGCCCACCUCGACACGUUAUGCAAAGCCGCCGGCGUUGAUGAUGGGUUCCGGCGCUGGCGCCGGCGCCGGCGAGAUGCCCAUCAAACCCGCUCCGAAAAUGCCCCCAAAUAUGGGACACGGGCAUGGACAUGGUCACAGCCUGAAUCCUAGUGUUUCCGGUCUAGAUCUGAGUUACUCUGCUCUGCACAAGCACUGGCUGUGGAAUCCCUCCCUGCUGUACUACACCCAGGCGCAUAUCCAGGCUCAGGCAGCUGCUUCCGGUGGUCAGUUCCUGCCCUAUGCUGGUGGCUACCUGCCCCAUGCCAUGGCAGCGGCGGCUGCAUCUUCUGCCUCGGGAAGCGGCGGCGGUGGUGGUGGUGGUGGCUUUACCAAGUCGGAGAGCUCCAUCGAUCUCUCGACACCCGGAGCUGCUGGAGAUGCGCUCAGCGAUUGCGAUUCGGGCAAAUCCUCACCAGCAGCUCUCUCGUUGACCGCCUCGGGUGGAGCAAAUGGCGCUAGCUCAGCGCCAGAAGCCUCUCCUGGAUCAACACUGAGUCACAGUCGCAAGCGGAAUCCGUACUCCAUCGAAGAACUGCUCAAGAAGCCGGAGAAGCGUCUACGCUUGGACAGCAGCAACCGGCUGGAGUGCCUGGAGUCGAGUUCUUGCGAAAGCAGCCAGGACAGUCCAGCUCCCCUGCCACUGGAGAUUCCCGAUGAUGAGGACCCAGUCGAGGGAGAGGAACAGGAGCCGGAGGACGAGGAGGAGGAGGAGGAGGAUUGCAGCGUUGAGGUGGUCAACUGA